AUGGAUAAUGUUUCUAUUGUAAGAAUGUUUAUUCUAACAGGAUUAAAUGAGACAAAUAAUAACAGAGUAGCUCUCUUCACGCUCACUUUACUGUAUUAUUGUAUGAUUUUGUUUUUCAAUUUGACUAUCAUCAUGAUCAUCAUUUUGGAUAAAAUCCUGCAUGAACCUAUGUAUAUUUUAUUGUGCAGUUGUUGCAUUAAUGCACUUUAUGGGACUGCAGGUUUCUACCCUAAAUUCAUCUUUGAUCUUUUGUCUUCUUCUCAUGUAAUCUCAUAUGAGGCAUGUCUCCUACAGGCUUUUGUCGUGUACUCUUCUGCUUGCAGUGAUUUGUCUAUUCUAGCCGUCAUGGCGUACGACAGAUAUCUGGCUAUAUGUCGACCACUGCACUACCACUCUUUCAUGACUAAGAGCAGGCUCUCUAAGAUGGUGUGUUUCUCCUGGAUAACACCUUUGUGCAUUUUCUCCAUCAAUAUUGUGAUGACGUCGAGACUCAGAUUGUGCAUUACAAACAUGAAAAAACUUUUAUGUGUGAAUUGGAUAAUUGUUAAACUUGCAUGCACUGAUGCUAACACCAUUCCAAAUAAUAUAACUGCAUAUUUUACAGGUUUCUUGUAUGUGUCUCAUGGGAUUUUCGUCAUUUGGACUUAUAUGCAUCUCAUCAAAACUUCUGUGAGGUCCAAAGAUGACAGAGUGAAGUUUAUGCAGACAUGUGUUCCCCAUUUAGCCUCUUUAACUGCAUUUGUUUCGAUAAUAGUCAUAGAUUUUAUGUCCAUGCGAUUUGGUUCCACAGAUUUACCUCAAAGCCUUCAAAACUUCAUUUCUAUAGAAUUUCUGCUCAUUCCUCCUGUUUUGAAUCCUCUAAUAUAUGGAUUUAAACUGACCAAAAUACGGCGCAGAAUUCUGGGUUUUGUUCAUGUUCAAAGAAAAUGGCCUCUUUGUUUUCGUUUUGACAAAGAUUAA
Messenger RNA from Acanthopagrus latus (yellowfin seabream), 960 nucleotides. Its product is annotated as olfactory receptor 4Q2-like. Gene Ontology annotation, biological process: G protein-coupled receptor signaling pathway. Gene Ontology annotation, molecular function: G protein-coupled receptor activity; olfactory receptor activity. NCBI's taxonomy places the organism in Eukaryota, Metazoa, Chordata, Actinopteri, Spariformes, Sparidae. The record is from RefSeq and is a predicted model, not a curated record. Gene Ontology annotation, cellular component: membrane. The coding region runs from base 1 to 960 and encodes 319 amino acids. The transcript has a single exon.